AUGUUCAAAAAAAACCAUGAUGCAUUUCUGAUAUCAUAUGACAGCAUCAAGUAUAAUCACGAUGUCAAUGAUCUUCUUGAAACAUCUUUUGAUGUUCGGCAUGAUUUAUGCACCUGCACCGCCAGGGCAGCCGGCGGCCCCGGCAGCCCCGGCGGCCCGGCGAUCCGCGAGCCCCUGGCGCGACCAGUGACCAAGCCCGUGGUGGAACCAACAGCCCUGGCGUUGCGGGAGCCAUCGACGUCGGAGGCACAGAGGCUGCAGGCAGCGCCGAAUGAAACCACGCGGCUUCGCAUGGAGCUGGCACGGGCCAAAGCUGAUUUGGUUGAGUCUGAACACCAAGCGCAAGAGCUGCGAGAACAGUCACGGCAAGACCUUCAGGACAUGCUGUGGCAGCUGAAAGAUUCGGAGCAGCGGCUGUUGGCUUUGGCCAAGCAAGCAAAUCUUCGAGAACAGCAUGACAGACGCUCUGGUGAGUCCUGGGCCCUCACUGCUGUCGAAGACUUGCAGCAUUUGUUGAGCUUCCUACAUCCGGAGCGUCUGCAAGAAGACGCCUGUGCAUUCAGCCGUGGAGAGGCGACUGAAGCCUUGCCAGUUCCGUCGAGCUGUUUGGAGACUGUGACGACAGAAGACAGAGGAUAUGUUCAACAGUCCUUGAAGUGGUCCUCUGCAGUUGUGUCUGAAGCGCGCCAGAUGUACUUUAGCUUGUUCUUGAAGCUACGCAAUGCUGGCUGCUCUAUGCUGCUGCGGCUGCUGUCGCGACUCUGUGCACGGCAAUGUCUGCAGGCUUUCAAUCUGUUCAGAGGUCCAUCAGAAACGGCUACACCAGAGAGGUCCAAAGUCAGCGGGGAGGGUACCAUGACAACACAAACACCGAUGCCAAUGGAGGACAGUUGGCAGAGCUGGCAGAGUUGGUUGAGGUCUGCUCCCAAUUCCGCGCAGAAACCCGCGGAGAGUAAUGCUCCUGAUGGACCUCUACAGCGUGUGUUGGCAAAAGCUGCGCAUGGUGUGGCAGACAAUCAGCUGUGCAAAGUGUUGAUGCAUUGGCACGGCUAUUGCUUUCGGAGGAGACGUGCUCUUCACUGUCUGGUUAACCGCCUCCAACACUGUGAGGAUCGGAUCCGGCGAAGGGCGCUGCAGACCUUUCGUCUUUGGGCCAGCCAGCGUCGCUGGGAGACGCAUGCAGCGGAAGCAUCCAAGGACUUGGAAGCGCAGCAGCGGCGAGUGACACGUUCUCGUCGCUACUGGUCAGCCCAUCUGUUGAUGCGAGUGGAGCGUGGAAAUCUCACGAAGAUCUUCCGGUCCUGGGCUAGGCAUUGCCAACAGAUGCAAGAUCUCUCUUUGAAGUCGCAAAUCCAGGCUUUGGCACGUCACCGCAGCGCCCGUCCGCAGACCAUGGCCGCCUCCGAAAGCAAAGUCCUUGCUUUGGUGCUGGCGAGGUCCAAGGCCGCUGAAGGACAGCUGAUUUGUCGCUUUUUCAGUGCCUGGAGUCAGUGGCGACUUCGCAGCAAACUUCGAAGCGAAAAGAAGACGAACAGCCUGAAACUGGAAGCAAAAUCCAACCGCUGGUGGCUGCCAGUGACGUUCCAGGCUUGGAAACUUCAGCUUGGCACGCUGCGAUGGCUGCAAAGAUGUGAAGAUCGAUGGAAGGGACAGAAGACGCAGAGUCGAUUGCGGCGAAGUUGGACGUCUUGGCGGAGCCUCACUCUUUCCAGUGAAGUCAAACAGAGAAGAGUUCUGGAAAAGCAGGAGAUCAAGCAAGCAGCAAAGUCCUUGAUCUCCGCCUGGUUUUCCUGGACCCGUUUCCAGCGUCAAACGACUCGAUGGCACGCCAGCUUUGUGCGGCUGCUGCGGGCGGCACGCAGCAAUCGGAAAGUGAUCCUGCUGCAGGCGGCUUUGGCGUCGUGGCAACAGUUUACUCUGAGGACAUCUUUUGGCAUCAAAAAGUCCCAGCUGAAGGGUCAGCUCUACAGGAUGGAACGCCGACAGCACCUUCGACGGUGCUUCCAUGCAUGGACUUUGCAGAAGCACUCGCAGCUGCAGAGGAGCAGAUCUGCCACUGGAGCCUAUGGCCUGCAACUGGCGCAGCGGCAGUUCUUGCGUUGCUUGCUGCGGCAAUGGCGGCGGUGUGCGAAGAGAGCGCGGCUUUCAGCGACGGGCGGACGCAUGGGGUGGAGGGAGCAGAUGAUCAUGCAGAAGAUCUUCCUGCAGCUCCACUUCGUGGCGGUGCGCGGGAGAACGAUGCGUACGAUGGGCGCCAAGAUGUUGUGGAUGGCCAUAGGGAAGCAGCAGCAGCGGAGGUUUUCUGACCUUCUGCGCCGCUGGAAGGAGCAAGGAAGUCGAGGUCAACACAGGCGUCAAUUGGAGUGUUUGGCGGACAAGAAUUCCAAGGAGGUGUUGGGACUCUAUCUAUAUGCCUGGUACUUCCAGAGCCACUCCUUGCAGCGGCGGAAACGGCUGCGGCGGCUUCCGUUUCACGAGCCCACGGAGGCAGACCUGCACCGCCUCCGUCAGAGCUUCUCCCUUUGGCGUUGCCGCUGCCGCUUGCUGCGGCUGCACCAAUGGAGCGGCACCGGUGCCGGUGGUGCUCGUCGGGAGGGCGACAGGCGCUUGAUGCUUCGUGCUUGGCAGAAACUGGUGCAAGAAAAGCAGCGUGCCAGAGCGCUGGUCCUGUGGACAUGCUUCAAAGAAUGGACAGCACAGGUGGAGCAAGAUCAGCAGAUGCGACACAUGCGCAGCUUGGCGGCCACGGCAUGCGCGAAAGUCAGACAGCAAGCCUUGCUGCUGGCGGUGAUGGCUUUUUGGUCUCAACUUGCUUGUCAAGGGCGACAGACUGCUGUGAAUAUGGCGCUGAUUGCCAGCAGGCACCAAUGGUUAGUUGCUGCAGUCGCUGCGGGCAACCGAGCCAGCCUGGCUGGCGCUUGGAAGAGUUGGGUCCAUGGCAUCCAACGAGCACAGCAGGCCUUGCAUUCGAAGCGCUUCCUGUUGCGUCGAAGCGCUGAAUCCUUGCUUCGCUUGGCCUUUCGGGCCUUCGUCUGGGCCUUGGCCGGACACGCUGAAGACGCAAUGGGAAAGCCGCGGCCGAGACCCAAACGAACUCAGCUGAGUGUUCUGGGAGAAACCUUGGCUUUGCAACACCAUGGACAGCUGCUACGUGCUGCUGUGGCAGCCCUUCGUUGGAAUAUGACGGAGCUGAAGAUGCAUCAUCUGGGCAUACAGCAGGGUGCAGCAUCUGACGCUCUGAAGCAGCACGUGCGAAGAACGCUGAGUAUCUUGCAGCGCCAAGAGCGGCGCUCCAGCUCCGAGUAUGUAAGCUCUGCUUUGCAUGCUUGGCAUCAAGUGGUGACAACGUCGCGAAGACGGACGAAGGUUUUCGACAUCUUGCGCAGACCAGUUCAGAAAUUUGGGCUCUUGAGAUCUUUCAGCGCUUGGAAGGCUCGCGUCCUAGCGAGCAGAAGAGCCAGGUCCUUGAGCACCUUGCAGGACCGAAGAAUGGCCCUGGGCUUUUUGCUGCGUUGGUCACAUGCGGUGAGAAGUCUUCGGCAGCAGAAGGAGCGCCAACGCUUUGCACUCGGCGAAGGACAUCAGCGCGAUCGCAUGAUGUUGCACCGAAUGGUGCUGCACUGGCGUGCAGUGGUCGCGGAGGUCAAGAAAAACUGUGCUUUCCUACAGAGGAGUGUUGUGCUGGCUAUUGGCGCGUAUGAUCCCUGUGACCGACGUCAAGUGGCUGUGUGCUGGGCUUUUUGGCGACUCUACAUGCGUCAGAACGUGAAGGCCCUAGCACUGCGACUUCAGCGCUGCCGUGUGCGACUUCAGCAGUAUUGCACGGCAUGGGCGGCAAGUGCGCGAGAGGCUGGGCAGCAAAGGCGAGAGAUUCGGCACAUGGAGCGCAAGCAGGAGUUGUGGGCCGCAAAAGCCCGACGACGAGGGUUGCACCUCAGCUUUUGGAGAUGGCAGCUACAUCUGCAGAGCUCGAAGCUCCUUUUGAAGGCGGACUCCGCUGUGGCGCUCAAGGCAUCGUUAGGGCUGCUGAUUGUCCUGAGAUUCUGCUGGACCUCAUGGGCACUCCUUUCGAGUCAUAGGUGCAGCCUGGCUGAGCAAGGGCAACAGCGCAAAAUCCAGGGAGCCAGGCACUUGGUCUCCACCCUCCGUCGCAUCAUCGCCUCGCACCUGACGCGUCUGCGAGAGACCGUGCUGAAACGACGACGCGCCGAUCUUCGGUGCGGUGAGGCGCACUGGUGGGACUUUUACUGUACCUGGACUUCUCGACGGAUACAACAGGACAAGCUCAGGGCUUUUUGCCAUGCCUGGCAUGCGCUUGUGUUGAAGUUGACCCGAAAAAGCCAUCGAUCCAACAGUGCUAUGGAAGCGUUGGCGUUUUCAGCUGCGGAUCAUAUGGGACGCUGGUUGCGCUUGCUCUUGAGGGCUUGGAGAGCCGCCAAAGGUCGUGGCUCUCGUCGUCGCCGCUCCCAAGUCGUUCCACGCUGCGGUGCCAAAGGCAUGCUAGCGAGUCUCUUCCAGCUAUGGCGUCUUCACGUGCAACAGUUGCAUGAAGCCAGAGUAACACAGCAGCGAUGCAGCCAGGCUUGCGCCCAAUGGCUCAAGUGGCAUGAAGGGCAGCUACGCAAGCUGCUUCUGCUCCUGUGUUUCUGCGCUCUACGGUUUGAUGCGCUGUCUGCCCGUGCCCGCAAGGCGCACACACGGCUGGCGCAGGUCUGGUCCGAGCAGCUGCGGCAAGAGCGUCUUAUGGAGGCGACGAGGCAGCAGCGAGCUGCUCGUCGCUUUGAGAAGGAUCUGAGCCGCUUGAAGGCCCGCAGUUUCAGUGAUGGAAAGCUCCAGGCCAUGGGCUGCGAGCUGGAUCUGCCAGAGCCAGUGGCGCGGCCGCGGCCCGAGCCCACUGCCAUGCCCGCCAUGGCCAUUGCCAUCGAACCGGUGGUCCGUCAGCCGGCCAGCCCGUAG
This is a messenger RNA of Cladocopium goreaui, 4956 nucleotides long. The record is from the annotation of a GenBank genome assembly. NCBI's taxonomy places the organism in Eukaryota, Dinophyceae, Suessiales, Symbiodiniaceae.